ACUAUCGUGAGUUGAUGAGCCGCCUCCCCAGUUUCAAAUACUGCCGGGAUCCUCUUCAUCAAUCUGUUUCUCUCGCGCUCCCCUCCAAACCUUACUCUCAUUAUUCUUGGUUGCCUUAGGUUCUUUUCGCUCAUCCCCACACUCAUUUUCGGAUCGCUCGCGCCACAUAUCUCCCAACGAAGAGAUAACCAAAAACGCUCAUUUCCCAAUCAACACCAAACAAAAGCAAAAAUAUGCGCUUCUCCACUGCUGCUGUGGCGCUCGGUGCGCUCUUCGUGGGCGCCAGCGCGGACAUCGCUGGUGUUGCUCCUGAAAUUCAAACCUCGGUCCUCAUGGUCCUCGCCCACGCUAUCCCUUCAGAAAGCGUAUCAUACGCCCUAGCCAGCCCCGCCGCCUUCGCCUCAGAAAUGGCUUCGUGCCUUUCUGCCAGCAGCACCCCGGCGUGGUACCAGGCGCUGCCGACCGAUGUGCAGAGUCUCCUGCCCCAGAUUUACCCGCAUGAGACGCCUACCCCCAGCCCUACCCCUUCAGCGACCCCUUCGUCGACUCCCAGCCCUACUCCUACCCCUUCGUCCAGCGCCGUUGUCACACCCUACCCGACUGCAGGCUUGAACAGCACGACUGCCAUUACUAAGCCCCCGACCAGCGCUACCGGAACUAUUAGUUUGAGCUUGAUCCCUACCCCCAGUGCUAGGGGCCCUGAAAGCCCUGCUUUUACCGGUGCGGCUUCCAAGCUUUCGCUCAGCGCUGGUCUUGGUGCUGUCAUCGGUCUGGUAGGUGUUCUUGCUUUGUAAAGAAGAUACACGUCUUCUUCAUUACGCAAACUACUUUUCUUCUUCGUUUUGCAUUCUCUCUUCCCCCGGCUUCAUGUCAUGACAUGAAGCUAGGGAAAUGAGAGUGUAAAAACACCUUUUUUUUACAGGGCAGCGCCUCUAUUGCUUUUUAUUUUAUUGGCUAAGCUCACAAACGCCUUUCUCACGACGCGAUGUUGUUACUCCUUUUCCCCAGAAGGAACGAUCCGCAUUAUACCUUUUUUGAACUUUUUUUGCUUGAUUUAACUGGCGGACACGAACAUGUUUUGAUGGGAGAUAUACCUCAUGAGAACCUGGUUGUUAAUGUUUUUUGUCUUGUGUUUGUCGGGCUGGGCUUGAGGGUGAUGGGGCCAGAGGGAAGGAGGACUGGAUGAUGAGAUGGGGGAUGAAUGCCAGUAGUAGUAGUAUAUAGCCUUUUGUUUAGUUUUAAUUGUUAAUCAGUUCAAUGCUGGAG
Molecule: messenger RNA, 1266 nt
Organism: Bipolaris sorokiniana ND90Pr
Lineage: Eukaryota; Fungi; Ascomycota; Dothideomycetes; Pleosporales; Pleosporaceae
Exons: 2
Coding region: 234-794 (186 amino acids)
Source: RefSeq, a predicted model, not a curated record